AAAAUUAAGUGUUAAUGGCUGGCUUACACAAUUGUUGCGAUCAAUAUAAAUGGAUUCUGCCGACAGGGCGUACGGUUCCAGGAAAUUUGGACGAUACCGAAUCCUUUUUCUGUCCGUCACUUGUUUGUUUGGCUUUAAAGUCAUCUAGAAAGCCAUAGAUCAGAAUCAGAUCUUCCUCAUACCAGUUGAAGAGAAGAGAAGAGAAUGGAAGGGAACGCGUCUGAUAGGCAAAGUAUUGGGUGAGGAGGGGGAAAGCUGGAAGUGGGAUCCAUCAUGCAAAAAUAAAAAAUCAAAAGAAAACAGUUGUACGGCUAAUUACAGCAAAAAAAUGGAAAAAUACCAACAAAAAACCCUAAUCUAUCAAUCCGGAACAAAAAUUCUGUUUCUUCUCUAACAGUCUCUUUUUAUAGCUAAAUGGGUCCCAAUUUCUUAACAGAUAACCCAACACUUCACUCCCAACUUCCAUAUCUUUCCUUUCUCGCUCAAAUUUCAUUCACUCAGUACACCAAUCAUUCAACAUCAAACUGAUUUUUUUACAUCGUGAUCUACCUAGUUGAUCUCUGUUGCUGUACGGUUUUCACUUUUUUAAGAUGAAUUUCUGGUUAUGGUUAAUCAAUUACUUCAAUUUAUCGAUUGUUGGAGAGUUUCCGAUAUCAGCUUGUAUUUGGUGUAAAAAGUUGUGAUUUUGAGGAGUAUAAGUUUGGGUUGAUUAGGAUUUGAUAGAAAACGUGGAUUUUGAGGUGCAUUUGGUUAAUACUGAGGAGUCAUAGAUGUCUUUCAAGAGUAUAUUGCAAGAAGUGAAGGGUGAGGCGGGGAACAUAUCUAGGAAGGGGUUUGAUGUAAAGUUUGGAUAUGGAAUGCGAUCGAGGUCGCAUCGAGUGUUUCAGGAUAGUUAUGUUGUGGUGAAUGCUUUCAGGCAAAGCUGUUGGGCUAACAUGCCGCCGGAGCUCUUAAGGGAUAUUUUGAUGAGGAUCGAGGCUUCUGAGAGUUCUUGGCCUCAUCGCAAAAAUGUAGUUGCGUGUGCUGGUGUUUGCAGGAGUUGGAGGGAAAUUGUGAAGGAAAUUGUAAAAACCUUGGAAGUUUCUGGCAAGUUGACGUUUCCCAUUUCCUUGAAGCAGCCUGGGCCAAGGGCCACUCUUCUACAAUGCUACAUAAAACGGAAUUGUGGCAACCAAACAUAUUAUCUAUAUCUGAGCUUGAAUCAAGCAGCUUCAAAUGAUGAUGGUAAGUUCCUUCUUGCUGCAAGGAAGUGUCGACGCCCUACUUGCACUGACUACAUUAUCUCAUUGAACUGUGAUGAUGUGUCCAAAGGGAGCAGCACUUACAUAGGAAAGUUAAGAUCAAACUUUUUGGGUAACAAGUUCACAAUCUAUGAUGGGCAGCCUCCAAAUGCUAGAGCCAGAGUGACUAAGUGUCGCUCCUCCAGGCUAGUUAACUUGAAAGAAAUCUCCCCUAGAGUUCCUUCUGGCAACUAUCCUGUUGCCCACAUUUCAUACGAGUUGAAUGUCUUGGGUUCUAGGGGUCCAAGGAGGAUGCAGUGUAUCAUGGAUGCCAUUCCUGUCUCUGCUAUUGAACCAGAGGGAGUGGCCCCCACACAGACUGAAUUUCUUUACAGCAGUCUGGAUGCCGUCUCUUCCAUUUCUUUUUUCAGAUCAAAAUCAACCCGCUCGGAGAAUUUCCAAUCUGGACCAUUGACUGGCCAGAAGGAUGGAAUGCUAGUGUUAAAAAACAAAGCCCCGAGGUGGCAUGAACAACUCCAGUGCUGGUGUCUAAACUUCAAUGGACGGGUAACAGUUGCAUCAGUUAAGAAUUUUCAACUGGUUGCAUCCUUGGAAAAUGGAGCUGCUGGCCAGGAGCAUGAGAAUGUUAUUUUACAGUUUGGAAAAGUGGGAAAAGAUGUGUUCACCAUGGAUUACCAAUAUCCAAUCUCAGCUUUCCUGGCAUUUGCCAUCUGUCUUAGCAGCUUCGACACUAAGAUUGCAUGCGAAUGACUGGCAAGCAGGCAUUGGCGAAUGUAAUAGAAGUUGGUCAGAAAACCAGUCUAGUUCCACUGAAAUUUGGAGCAUUUUGCUGAUAGAUAGUUUGAUGUUUGUUAUUUCAUUGCCCUGUGAGCAGUUAGGUUUUUUGUUUUAAUUUUUCCCCUGUACAUAUAAUAAUAAUUGUUGUUAUUAAAGUGAAACGUGUUUAGUUGGGCGCUCGCUAACACAUUUCAGUACAUCCAUCUGAUCAUUUUGUGUGAGAAAUUAGAAAACAGAAGAUCUUGUAAGUUCAUUUUAUCAUUGAACGUAUUGGUUAACCUUUCCUGUCAA
Messenger RNA from Mangifera indica (mango), 2309 nucleotides. RefSeq names its product tubby-like F-box protein 3. Gene Ontology annotation, molecular function: protein binding. Bases 771 to 1991 code for a protein of 406 amino acids. The transcript is spliced from 6 exons. The record is from RefSeq and is a predicted model, not a curated record. NCBI's taxonomy places the organism in Eukaryota, Viridiplantae, Streptophyta, Magnoliopsida, Sapindales, Anacardiaceae.